AUCAAAUCGAACCGACCGAUUGACACCCUGCCAUUACCUCGUGUACCCAAGUCGAAACUCCAUUCACUGUCACUCUUUUGUUUUGACUUCUUUGGAAGCGAUUCCUUCCGUGCUUGAAGCCAAAAUCGUUUUUAGGGUUUCCCUGUAGCUUUCUGUUUCCUGUUUGAAAUGGCGACGGAAUCCAAGGUUGUGUCUGAGGAUGCCAAGAUUGAUCUUUUUGAAGACGAUGAUGAAUUUGAGGAAUUUGAAAUUGGCGAAGAUGUCGUAAAUGCAUUGAAGUCCAUGGGAAAAUAUUUUGCUUGGAAAAUGGAAAGGGCGGGCAGUUCCUCUGCCACAUCUGCACCUCCUUCUGCUCCUCCCUCAAGGAGUAUUGACUACAGCACAGCUGCCUGUCAUACUUUGCUGGACACCAUACCUGAUGUGCCAAAGGAGUUAUACAUGAAGGCUCUCAAACGUAUAUGGGAGGACCCAAAAUGGAGACUAGCAUUCAUUGUAUCCAUUCCUGAAAGAAGGACUUGGUUGCUAAAGAUGUUAGAGUCAUGAAGAUGAUGUGAUGUUCUGUGUGUGGUACUGAUAAUGGGAUGACAAGGAAGAGGGAAAUGAUGUCACACAGCAGUGGGAAGACGACUGGGAUGACGAUGAUGUCAAUGACGACUUCUCACUGCAGCUGAGGAGGGAGCUGGAGAACAACACUAAGAACUAAGUGUAUCAGUUGUCAUUUCCUUACAUCAUUUCUGCA
Molecule: messenger RNA, 739 nt
Organism: Macadamia integrifolia
Lineage: Eukaryota; Viridiplantae; Streptophyta; Magnoliopsida; Proteales; Proteaceae
Product: protein DELETION OF SUV3 SUPPRESSOR 1(I)-like
Exons: 3
Coding region: 169-543 (124 amino acids)
Biological process (GO): double-strand break repair via homologous recombination; mRNA export from nucleus; proteasome assembly
Cellular component (GO): proteasome complex; proteasome regulatory particle, lid subcomplex
Source: RefSeq, a predicted model, not a curated record